GCAACAUUGUUUGUUAAAAAAUAACACGGCCGUUGUAUGUUGACUGCGUUUGCAAUUAUCAAUUUUAUUUUGAGUAUUUACUCUAAAUUUUCUGUGUUUCCUUAUAUUUUGAUGAUAUCAUGUUCGACUAUUAAUCGUUGGUAACAACAAAGUACCGUCUACCAUCCGAAAUAGUGAGAUAACACCAUGUUUUACGAAGAAGAGGAGAGAUUUCUCAAUCCGGAUCUACUUCACGUUGUUCGUCGAGAACUGUUAUUAACAUUUCCAGAUGCCAUCAAUUCUAACUAUGAUGUCACACCUUAUGGCUUAAAGUAUGUUCCUACUCAUACUGAAGAUGGAAUACCUAUACGGAAGCUAUAUGUCUCAAAUUUACCCCCAAAGACAACCAGAUCAGAGUUAUUUGGAGUGUUUGCUCCUUACGGUUUCAUCAAAAGCUGCUGGUUAAGGAUGGGAGAUAAAGGUCCCAAUAAAACACCAACACCUACAUAUGCGUUUGUGACCUACAGCAAUCCAGCUGAUGCUCAUAAAGCGCUGCAAGCCCCAGGUCAUGAGAAGACACUGAGAGGUCGUAACCUGAGAAUAUCACCAGCAGACAGUUGGCACCAGCCUGCUGAGGAUGCUGACGGCAGAGGGCGCUGGAAGCCCCGCGGUCAGCGGCGUUCUGAGGCACAUGCUACUACUACCGAGAACUCUGUUCAGCCACCAGAAGUCAGUAACUCAGAAUGGGUUUCAGACAAUGGGGAUGCAGCGGAAGCAACAACUAGUGCUACUGAUGCACCAAUGGAUAACCCUGAAUCAAAAGAAGAAGUGAAAGAGAGUGAAAUGGAGCCUGACUACACAAUACUAGAUGUACUGAACAGGGAUUGUUUAGCACACAUCAUGUCUUAUGUUCCCAUCAGAGACCUCAUAAGAUCUGAACGAGUCAGUAAAACUUGGCAAAAUAUGGUCCGCGAAUACCUUGCAGGCAUCCGCAUGUUCAAGACGUCGUGGUGGCAGCACGUGCCGGUGAUGCUGACGACGGCCGUGCUGCGCCGCAUCGUGCAGCGCCUGGGCGGCGGCCUGGCCCGCCUGCACAUCGACCACCACUGGUCCGCGCUCAACGACCGCACCGCGCACAUCGUCGGCAAGUUCUGCCCCAACCUCGAGGAGCUUAAGAUUGUUGGAAUGCACACGCGAAAUUGGAAUCCACUAAUCUACGGUUGUAAACAAUUAAAAACUUUAUCCUUUGUGUCAUGCAAUAAGCUAACAGAUUCGAGUUUAGUACAUCUAGUCAAAAGCGAAUCGUGCAUAGAAAGUUUAACGGUCGCGAAUAACACACAUGUGACGGGAUUAUUCCUUACUGGAUCAAAUCCACAAAAAUUAAACUCUCUCGCAUUUUACAACUGCUACAGUCUUCAAGGCACAGUACUUUGUGCUGCGAUAGACACGCUGCCAAGAUUAACCUGUCUCAAGUUGGAUGUAUGUCCUCACACAAUGUGGAAAAUAAUACCAAUGAUUCUCAACAAACUUCCAUUACUUGAAGAGCUUUCGUUGAGCGAGUAUAUAUCAGUAGAUUCAUGUUUCUCUCCACAAUGCAACGAUUCGUUCUGCGAUGCCAUUGGUAACCUAACUGAACUGAAGAGCCUGAACCUGAGUCGCAACAUAUACAUCACCAACACAGUACUGAAACGAGUCGCUCAGUGUUGUCCCAAGCUAGAAACACUGAACAUCUCUAGCUGUAAUUCUCGAAAGAUCUUCCCUCAACCAGGAGUGGGCGACGAGGGCGUGUCGGCGGUAUGUCGCGGGUGCCGCGGGCUGUCCCGGCUGGACGUGUCGUACCUGGGCGCGCUGACGGACGCGGGCGUGCGCGCCGCCGCCGGCCUGCCCCGCCUGGCGCGGCUCACGGCGCGCGGGAACCCGGCGCUCUCCUCCGCCUCGCUGGCCGCCUGCCUCGCCGCCUGCCCCAUGUUGCAGGAGGUGGACGUGUGCGGGUGCGACGGAGUGUCGGAGGAGGUGGUGUCGGGCGCGGUGCAGGCGCUGCUGCAGCGCCCGCGCCCGCUCACGCUGCGCCUGGCCGGCACCGCCGCCUCGCCCGUCGAGCUGCAGCAAGACUACCCGACGCACAAACUACUAACAGUGGACGUAGUGGACGACCGCAGUAACCCCCACCUCCGGCCUGACUUCGUCGACACUAUGUUCGAACACAGUUCCGAUGAUUCCCUCGGAGAUCUAUACGAAAAUGACGAUUUCGACGACUUUUUUGGACCAGGGUACGAAGAUAACGACGGCGCAUCUGACUGAUGUGGCAAGCCUGGUAGUGUGUGCUUCCAAGAGUCGAGUUCCCGCGGUGCAGUGUUUGUUGUGUGAACUGCUGAAUGUUCUAGUUAUGAGUAAUGAUACGUUAUAGAUGAGGAUCUGUUCCUGGACGAGGACUUGGAUGACUUCGACGGAAUGUACCACUAUGAGCUGCAUGCGCCCGACAUUAUUUUGCUGUAGGAGCCGCCGCGUCGCCGGUCUACGUCUACGUCGCUGUUCUCACGCCAUAUUGCAAUCCUACCAGCCGACACGUUGCAAUCUUCAGGACUUGCAAUGCAAUCCAACACGAUUAUGUUACAACAUACAUUUAUCGAGGAAAAAUGUUUUAGAAUUAGUUGUUUUGUUCAAGUGAUUUGUUUAUAUUUCUUGUAAAAAGUAAAUCAAGGUUUUAUUUAAGGCCGAUUUUAUUUUUCAUUUCUAAUUUUGCAUGUUUGUAUGGACUUUAAUGUUAUUCAUUACGUGAUUGGGAGCAUCAUUUUAUUUGAAGCACUAAUAUUUGGCUUGUUUUAAAAUAUGGUUGUAAUUUGAAGAGGUGAAAAAAAAUCAUUUACUUGUUUUCUGUAUAACUUGGCCCAAAUAUAGCCACUCUGCUUGAGGAACUAAUUAACGUUUCUGAUUCAUAGUCAAUAGUAAUUAGAUAGUAUGACAAUGCUUGUGCUAAGCUCAUUGGGAAAGGAUAGAAUAUAAUCAAUAGCUAUUCUUUAUCAAAAGCCGUUCCCCAUGGAUUGGCUGGUUGGCAACAUAAUAUUUUCAUUUAACUUUAUAAUGGCAUAGUUAAAACAAAAUUCUUAAAGUAUUAUUUUAGGUUUAUCUUUGGUCUGAAAAAGUAAUUUGGUUAUUUUAUGAGCAUGAGUCUGAAUUUGAUUAUUUAUAAACAUUAACGAAAUCUAUUAGGUUGCUGCCAUUCCUAUACAAUACGCCUAGUCUUGCAUCGCUUAAUGAUUUAAACAAUUUUGUGCCUUUAAAGCAAUACUGUAUUAAUUAACAAAUGUAUAACCUUGUUCAUAUUAUCAUAUAAUUUUAUAUAGCAUAUUUGUAUUGAAAUAGCCAAUUUAGCCAAUAACUUAACUAAUGUAUAUGGCAUAAUGUAGAAAAAUAUAGUUAUGAUGGUAAUCACCCCUUGAAAUUAUGAAUGAUAUUUAUAUUUACCAUAAUAGGAGUGCUAUAAAUCGCAGUUGUUCAAAAUAAGAUACACAUGUUUAGGCGGUUGUAACUGAAAUCUAUGAUUGUAAGACUUUGUUAUAAUUAUCUGUGAUGAAACAUUAUUUUCGCAACACGGAAGUCCCACACCUCAUCUAGUUGUAGCAGUUAUUGUUUAUUUAUAUAUAAACCUUUUGAUGUAUUGUAUUAUAACUGUAAGCAAAGUCUGAAAUAUUGUGAUAUAAAUAAAUUAUUCAUUUCUGAUUUUAUCAAUUAUCUCAAGUAAUUGGUAAUACAUACUGCAGUGGAUAAAUUCAAGUAAAUAUUGUAGUAAUUGUUCGAGUGUUUGUUGCUUGUUUAUGUACGGCUUGAAUUUAUACGAAAGAUUUGACUUGGUUUUGUAAUUUGUAAAAGUAUCAAUUACAUUUAAAGGAAGUAAGCUUUUGAUUUUGUUUUUUGAUAAUUCAUAAAGUAUUAAUCCUAUGCAUGUAAACAAUGUAAAAUCCCUAUAACCUUUACCUUGUAGGAAUUAAAUGUAGUACCAAGUAAAUUCUUUAAAUAAUUAUAGUAUUACCACUGGCAAUCAACUAUUUGAAAUGUGAUAUUGUGAUUUGUAAAAAUUUAUGUGUCCAUAUUUCCUUACCAGCUUGAUAUGAUUGUAUGUCAUGAACUUAUGUUUUCUAUGGCUAAUCAAAAAUGAGUUGAGCAAUGUAUGUACCUUUGUGUUUAAUUUUUAAUUUACUUCAAAUAUCAUUGAAGCUGUUGUCAUAGAAUAUCAUAUUAGGCUGGAUUACUUUAUAGAUAAGUUGUUAUUUUGAAGUAUAGAAACGGUAAACUGAAGAGGUGUUGCGAGUUUUUUUUGCUCUUAAUUUAGACAGGAAGUUUUAAGUUUUGAAACUUUUUUCAGGUGUUUUUAUUACAUUACUGUAACUUUAUGACAUUUUCACUUUAUAAGAACUUAAAACUUAAUCAAAGUGGUGAUUUUUAUUUGUUUUUAUUAAAGAAUGGUUUUUGUUUCAAUCACAGUUGGAAAAUCAAUUACUAUUUAUAUUUUUUAAGACUUUAUUAGAACAUAGUCUAGCCAAUAACUCUUAAUUCUCUGGGCAUUAAAGAAAACGUUUUUGUUGAUGAUUGAUCCAGUCUUAGUUAUGAUGAAUGCAAUUGUUGCGAAUUAAAAAUUAUCUGCCUAUUUAGUUUGUGGAGUGCAAGUUUUCUGUCUCUUAUUUAUUCAUUGAGCUUACAUGUUUUUAUUUCAUAUCCAAGAACUGUCACUGUGUUUAAGCAUAUAUUAAAUACGUUUUUAUUUUAUUAAAACUAGAUUAUUUUUAAUUAUCUUUGCCUAACAUAAAAACAUGUGAGCUAUAAUUAAACAUUUGUUAACUUCAAUGAUGUUAAAGUUAUACAUUAGUUAACCUCAAGUAACAAGAAAGUGAAAAGGUUUUGUUUGUUGGUUUGUUUCCGUAACAUCAUCACUCAUUUCUGAAUGUGUUCAGUGUUGUAAUGUUUGUAGAAGAAUAUAUUAUGUAUAUUUGCAGGGUUCACUUAGUGGUGAUUUAUGUUUUUAGAAUUGCAUUUUGGUCAAAAACCUAAAGCAUGAGAUGAUUUGUGAAACUUAAUAGAUUUUAUACAUUAAUUGUUUUAACAUAUUAGUAAGAACUGAAAUACAAAAAAUUCUUCAACA
Molecule: messenger RNA, 5116 nt
Organism: Spodoptera frugiperda (fall armyworm)
Lineage: Eukaryota; Metazoa; Arthropoda; Insecta; Lepidoptera; Noctuidae
Exons: 13
Coding region: 187-2280 (697 amino acids)
Biological process (GO): SCF-dependent proteasomal ubiquitin-dependent protein catabolic process
Cellular component (GO): SCF ubiquitin ligase complex
Molecular function (GO): protein binding; RNA binding
Source: RefSeq, a predicted model, not a curated record